This is a messenger RNA of Ceratitis capitata (Mediterranean fruit fly), 3351 nucleotides long. RefSeq lists its product as hypothetical. The transcript has 12 exons. Gene Ontology annotation, biological process: photoreceptor cell maintenance. Gene Ontology annotation, molecular function: phosphatidylinositol binding; phosphatidic acid binding; GTP binding. Lineage: Eukaryota; Metazoa; Arthropoda; Insecta; Diptera; Tephritidae. The record is from RefSeq and is a predicted model, not a curated record. The coding region runs from base 639 to 2240 and encodes 533 amino acids.
GGGGAGCUUUACGGCCAUGUUCUCUCAGUCAUUUUAGUGAUUUGGCUCCAGUGAAUUUGUGUUUCGUGUUUAUCCGUGAAAUAAUUUUUCGGCUUUUCCAUGUGUCUGCGAAUGUGUAAUUAAACAUUUUUUGUUACGCAAAUACGGUGAAAACUUUCCGAAGAUGUUCAAGCAUAAACAGGAUAAACGUAAACUCUGAUAUUCGGCCCAUAUCUGGUCGUUGCUUCAUUGUUGAUUGAAGGCGAACCUACCCCGCGUGUUAAACUAAAUAUCUUGGUUUUUCACUUUGGCGGAAGCGGAAAAAUCCCCACUGCACUUAGUUCAAUGUGUAAUUUCUGAAGUUCAACAUAGUACUGAAAACAACAACACCUUUGCCAAAGUCAACGGUUUCGAUUACAUAUAUACAAUAUAAGGCAAAACUAAUCAUUUGACAGCAACAGAGACCCAAAGAAAUCAGAAUACACGUUGAAGGAGAGAAAAAUCAAGACCACCAGCAUAGCUAACUAAUAAUAUAAGUCAAUCAAAAAAUCCAUAUCUGUACGCUACAAAAAUUUGAGUGGAGAAUUAAUCAGCUGUAAGAUUGAUUCGGAGUGCGGUGAGUGUUGUCCAGUCAGUCAAUUUUGAGGACAUUGUUAAAAAUGGAUAACAAGGACGUGACGACGGAAAAUACCAAUGACAAACAGGUGCAAAAGCAACAGUCCAAGCCACAGGAUAACGAAAAGAAAAUGGAAGAUCAAAAGCAACAGAAAACAGAGCAGCCUGAAAAAGUAUCACCAAAGUUAAAUCCACGAGCAGGCUUAAAGUUGGCCAAAACUAAUGGCGCCUCAAAAAGGCGUGUUUACAAAGUGGUGCUAACAGGCGGUCCUUGUGGUGGUAAAACAACCGGACAGUCACGUUUGUGCACCUUCUUUGAAAAUUUGGGCUGGAAGGUAUUCCGUGUGCCUGAAACGGCUACAGUGCUCCUCAGUGGUGGCGUUAAAUUCUCGGAUCUCACAGAUAAAGAAGCCCCACCAACGCCAAGCACAUUCAAAUACAAAAAUCUACCAUUCGCUGCACCGGAACACAGUCUUAUUGACUUGACCGCAUCCUGUCCACGCUGCUUAGCCGAUGCUGCCUCCAAACCCAAUGGCAGCGAAGCCUUCAAGUUUCAAGAGAAUCUUAUACGUACAAUGAUACAAAUUGAGAAUACCUACUUCGAGUUGGGGCAAUCGAGUCAACGUGAUUGUUUGAUUAUCUGUGAUCGUGGCGUCAUGGAUGCCAGUGCAUAUAUCUCGAAAGAAAAAUGGGAGAAAAUGAUGUCAGCAAAUAAUUGGAAUCCUAUUGAGUUGCGUGAUAACCGUUAUCAUCAAAUUUUGCAUUUGGUUUCCGCAGCAAAUGGUGCUGAAGAUUUCUACACAACUGAGAUUUUAAAGAAGCCUUCUCAGGAUCACGCCUGUCGCUCAGAAGGUGUUGAUAUAGCACGUGAAUUGGAUUAUAAAUCAGCGGCCGCCUGGGUCGGUCAUCCAUAUUUCGAUGUCAUUGAUAAUUCAACAAAUUUCGAAACCAAAAUGAAUCGCCUAAUAGAGGCUGUGUGUCAGAAAGUUGGCAUCGAUAUUGGUGAUCGUCUACUUGCCACAUCAAGAAAACUUAAAUUUCUCGUUGCUUCACUACCUCCCGACUCCGAGUUUCCACCGUUUCAAGACUUCGAUGUUGUACAUCACUAUUUGCAAUCCUCAGGACCAAAAGUACAAGCGCGUUUGCGCAAACGUGGCCAAAAGAACCAUUGGAGCUACAUACAUACAAUACGCCGUCCAAAUGUGCAUGGCCAGUCGCGCAUCGAGGUGAAGACACAGUUAACGCAUCGCGACUAUAUGAAUUUGUUGGCGCAACGUGACGAUGCACAUUUUACCAUCUAUAAGCGACGUCGCUGUUUCCUCAUCAAUAAUCAAUAUUUCCAAUUGGACAUCUACAGAGAGCCCAGCCAUCCGCGCUGUAAAGGUCUUAUCCUUUUGGAAACCUACUCAUCACACACUGGUGAUGCGCUGAAAAAUUAUAUGCCAAAAUUCUUGAAUAUCGUCAAAGAGGUCACUGGUGAUCCAGCAUAUUCGAUGUUCAAUUUGUCAUUGCGUGAAGACUGGAGUACGACAAAGAAAUUCUGGCCCGCCUUGCCCGAAGUCACAACAACUAAUGGCAAUAAAGUUAAGCCCACAAACGGAGUAUCGAAUAUGCAAUUGGUCCUUAACGGUCAUGCCAAGGGUUAAUUACAUUAAAAUACACAUACAUAUAUAUAUAUAUAUUUACUUAAAUUUAUAAAAUCAACAAUUGAUUAUUAUCAUCUGCCACACACUCAUUAUUAUUUUCAACAAAUUCACAUAAUUUCCAACUAUUUUGAAUGAUUUAAAAAGAAAAAGAAAAAUGUUUUAAAUAUUUUGUAACUGUUUGACACAGAAAUCUAUUGCGAGCAAGAUAAAUAUGUUAUUAUUAUUAAUUAAACUUAAAUGCGCUUUACUUAAAAAAAAUUUACAUACACAUAUAUAUAUAUAUAUAUUUAAAAACAUAUACACUCAUUUAUCAAUAAAUAAUAUAAAUAAUAAUUAUUUUACUGAAGGUCUGAUGAGCUGCAGUGAUGAUUUUUGAUCAUUCAAUGCUUUAAAAUGAAAUGAAAAGUUUGCGCUUUAAGUUGAUGGACUAAUUUUUGAAAGUUUUUUUCUUCAAGCAAAAUGAAAAGUUCAGCAAGCAAGAAAUCUUAUGCUAUAGUUUUUAGUGUACUUAAGAACCAAAUAAAUAAUGCUAUCCAAUAAUUAUUACAAAACUUUUUCGUAAAUUUGCGUUUUAAUUUGUAUUUAAAUGUAACUGUUAACUGCGAAAAACACGUAAAAAGAGAAACACUAAACUAAAGUUCAAUUUGAUAAACUUCAAGUAAUUAUUUAUUAUUAAUUUUGAAGCAAAUAAAAAUUCAAAUUUCAUAUUGGAAAAAUAAUAUUUAUAUGUAUUGUUUAUUAUUUAAUAACAAAUCCAUGUUGCACUCGAUUUUAAAAGCUAAAAAAUUCUUUUUGAAAUUUAAAUUAUUUCCUAUAAAUUUGAUGUAAGCAAUAUAAGUACUUGAAAAUUGUUAAUUAUUUAUUUUGAGCGCUGACCUUCAAAAAAAAACUCUUUCAAAUCAAUUUUACUAUUAUGUAAGCCACAAAAAAUAUUUGAAGAAAAUGUGCUAUCGUAUUUGUAAACUAUAAAUAUUUAAAGAAUAAACGAAAAUUGUUAUGUAAUAAGACAAAAAAAAAACAAAAACAAAUAGAGAAAUUUAAGAAAAACAUUUAAAAUUCAUUGAGAUCAAUACAACAAGUAAAUCAAUUCACUAGACCACCAAACUAAAAA